AUUUUUAAAUGUACCCCGUAUGAUCGCGUGAUGUUAAUGUCUCUAGGUUCACAUUGCCGUAAAAGGGUGUUCUCUAGCUAGCUAAGCGACACCAACAAGAGCUGUCAACGUUCAAAAUCAAGUGUCAAGACUUCCAUGUCUGAACAGAAGUCCACAGAGUCCCCAGGUUCUGGCUGUGGUGUUCCAGCCCAGAGAAGCUCACAGUGGGGUCCAGAGAUGAUGUCAGUGAAGCUGGAGGGCUGCAGUCAAACACUGGAACUUAAUGUGAUUGUCAAAGAGGAAUGGGAGGAGAGAGAAAUCAAGGAGGAGAUAGAAGUAAAAGAGGUGGAUCAGAGAGCAGUCAACGAGGAAGUAGAGAUGGCAGUCAAAGAAGAGCAGGAGGAGAGAACAGUCAAAGGGGAAGUGGAGAAGAGAGAAGUCAAAGAAGAGGUGGGGGAGAGAGCAGUCAAAGAGGAAGUAGAGAUGGCAGUCAAAGAAGAAGAGGAGGAGAUAGAAUUCAAAGAAGAGGAGGAGAACAGUGAAGUGGCUGCUCCAGAUCUAAGGGAAGAGGAGGCAGCAGUAGAUAGUAUCAGUGACCCAGGAGAGAGCUACAACCCAGGUUCAGACAGUGAGCCCAGUUCCACAGCAUCAGGAAAACAUAAACAACACAGACAGAGGAACUCAAGACAGAAACAUCACCACUGCAUGGACUGCUUCACUAGUUUCUAUGAGCCAGAGGAGUUGAGAAGACACACUUGUAGACCCCACCCCUGUUCAGAUUGCAGAGGCAGUUUUAUUUGUCCAAUUCACCUCAUUCCACACCAACAGACUCUCAAAAGAAAGAAAAUGAACCCGAGUGGUCAAUGUGGGAAGAGAUUUCAGACACCUUGGAGCUUGAAGACGUACCAGCUUACUCACACAGGAAAGAAGUCGUACCACUGCUCCCAGUGUGGGAAGACCUUUGGUUCGUCAUUCAAUUUGAAGCGACACCAGAAAAUACACACAGGGGAGAAGCCUUUCCACUGCUCCCAUUGUGGGAAGAGCUUCAGUGAUGAAGAAAGUCGAAAUAAACACCAAAGAAUACACACAAGAGAUAAGACUUUCCACUGCUCUGAGUGUGGAAAGAGCUUCAGUAAGGGAGGAAAUCUAAAGGAACAUCAGAAAAUACACACAGGGGAGAAGCCAUAUAGCUGUGAUCAGUGUGGGAAGAGUUUCAGUCAAACAGGAGUCCUAAAGAGACACCACCUAACUCACACAGGUGAAAAACCUUUCAACUGCUCCCAGUGUGGGGAGGGUUUCAGUCAGUCAUCACUUCUGAAGGGACACCAGCUAACGCACACAGGAAAGAAGCCUCACCACUGCUCUCAUUGUGGAAAGAGUUUUAAAUUGGAAGGAAGCCUUCAGAGUCAUCAGAGAAUACACAGUGGAGAGAAGCCCCACCACUGCUCCCAAUGUGGGAAGAGCUUCAGUUGGGUAAGAGACCUAAAGAAACAUCAGAGAGUACACAAAGAGGAGAAGCCUUUCCACUGCUCCCAAUGUGGGAAGCGCUUCAAUGAGAAAGGAAAUCUAAAGCAACACCAGAGAAGACACUCAGGAGAGAAACCGUACAGCUGUGAUCAGUGUGGGAAUUGUUUUAAAUGGAAACAAAGCCUGAAGGAACAUCAGAAGGCAAAGCACAGUGCAGUGCCUGACAAUGGCCUUAUAAUUGUGUUGCCAAGCUGGGCAUCUACAUAUAUAAUUAAUAUUGACACUAACCAGAUUUCCAUCGAACCUUUUUAGGCAAGUAAGUAAAAAAAAUGUUAGAUUUUUAUCAAAACUUAAAUGGAAAAGUUGCUUUUAUGUACUCUCUGUCAUCAUGCACUGUUUUUAAUCUGUCUGUUUGGUGGAAACACCACUGGUGGGAAACAUUUUAUUGAUGUGGGUUUUAGAAUAUUCACAUGAAAAUCUGUCUUCAAUUGGAUGGAAAUCUAGCUCGUGUUGCACAUUUGUUAGGCUAAAUAGAUGUAACAAUAUGAUGAAUUAUGGAAAAGAGAGAGACUUCUGACAACUAAGUCACAACAGGUGGAGUCCAUGUCCGAGUCGAGUCACGAGUCAUGAAAAUCAUGAGUCCUGGUCUCGAGUACUACAACACUGACAGCUACUCUCCUUUUGGGAACGUUUUAUUUGUGCAAAUUGAUUCCAUUACCUUACUUUUCUUGCUUGUUAGUGCUAAGUUUUGGCAUCAUUCAGGAUACCUGGUUGUAUUGCCACCACCUAACUAACCUGAUUGAAGAGAGGUCAGUGAAGUUGAUGAAUGCAGUGGGUGUAGUAGCUCCAUUCAACUACAAGAUGAAACUAUCGACCCUUAAUAAAAACAGCUCGAGUAAAAAGUUGCUUUCUUCCGUCCAGUGGAACCGCGAUGAACUGCUAAAACGGUCAAACCACUUCACAUAUUAUUUGAGCAACACAUCACCAUUGCUUCCAAACAAAACGGUAUGAAGAUAUAAGAUAAAUACGAUUCAUAAAGAAGAAUUAUGUGAAUUUGCUCAAUGCGUGCAUGUAGUCCCGCACUAAGAGCCAUGUACAGUCUACAGAGUUGUUCUGUGGGUGUCACUGAGUAGGCUGAUACCCCAUUUCAUGGGUGCACACUCCAUAGGUAAGGCUGUACAGUGCAAUACAAAUGUUCAAUACACAUUAUAGGCUGAAUAGUGAGGUGAAUUCCCAGUCAAAGUCCCGCAAUAAGAGCUAUGACGCGAAUAUUUGUGUACACUCUUUAGAAUUGUAAUCUGUGGGUGUCACUGAGUAGGCUGAUAACCCGUUUCAUUGAUCCACAAUCCAUAGGUAAGGCUGUACAGUGCAGUAUGCCCCCUUGAAAUGUAAUACAUCCGCAGAUUUUUUUAUAAAUGUUUAAUUAAAUUAACUAAUAGCGGUUCCAAGCAUAGAGAUCCUAUUAAAUGAAUUGAGGGGCUAAGUCAUAAACCCUACAAAAUUCCAGAAUGGUCCGAAAAUGGCAGCCUUUUGGUUCAGGGAGAAUCCAACCCAGUCUAAUUAGGGCUCCCGAGUGGCGCAGUGGUCUAAGGCACUGCAUCUCAUUGCUAGAGGCCUCACUACAGACCUUGGUUUGAUUCCAUGCUGUAUCACAACCGGCCGUGAUUGGGAGUCCCAUAGGGCGGCGCACAAUUGGCCCAGCAUCGUCCAGGUUAAGGUUUGGCCAUCGUAAAUAAUAAAUUGUUCUUAACUGACUUGCACAGUCAAAUAAAGGUUAAAUAAAAAUUGAAUUAUUGGUAUGAAUGGCAGUAGAGGCAUAGGUGAUGCAUUUCCUGCUUUUACUUAUACAGGAAAAUACAAUUAAGGCAUGUGAUAUCAGAAAUUGUGUAAUAGAAUUGUCAACCUAAAAUAUUUUCAUAGAAUUAUAUAAACAGUACAUAUGGGUUUUAUAAAAAAAAAUAUAGCCUCUAAAAUAAAUGUAAACAGACCAUAAAUGUCUCAAUUUGUGUCCUAUCAUCAACACAUUUCAGUCAGUGUAUGGCUGUGGAUUGACUGUAUUGUUUGAAUGGAAUGUUGGCAUAUUGGUAGUUAUUUAGAAACAUUUAUGGAAUCCUUCCUCUGAAAGUGUCUGGCUAGCUAGCUAACAAACAGUGCAGAUGAUCGUCAAAUUCAUUGUUUUACACUAUAUCUUAUCACAGCACUGGCAAACCAUGGUUGACCAAAAUGGGCUGACCAUUUAUACCAUCAUAAGAAGGUUAAUUAACUUCUAGUAUUCCAAUUCCUAAUUCUAUGGUUCCAAGCCCUUUCUAUGGAUUCUAUUUCUAUGGUAUUAUUCCUCAGGUUCUCUACCUUCCAGGUGGUGUGAUAGGUUGGUUUAUCAUUGUGUGGGGCUGCUUUGGCAUGAAUCUGAAUGGGAACUGUCUGUCUGACAUUGACCUUAUCAUAUCAUCUCGCCAUCACGGUUGACAA
Salmo salar (Atlantic salmon) is the source of this 3915-nucleotide messenger RNA. RefSeq lists its product as uncharacterized. NCBI's taxonomy places the organism in Eukaryota, Metazoa, Chordata, Actinopteri, Salmoniformes, Salmonidae. Gene Ontology annotation, cellular component: nucleus. Gene Ontology annotation, biological process: regulation of transcription by RNA polymerase II. The record is from RefSeq and is a predicted model, not a curated record. Gene Ontology annotation, molecular function: DNA-binding transcription factor activity, RNA polymerase II-specific; sequence-specific DNA binding.